GGAGGUUGAUAAAGGUUAUGGUGUAAACAACGUGUAGCUUCUAGUCAGUGGGAUUCUGAUACAGAUCUAACAGGUGACAAGGGAGACAAACCAGACAUGGAUUUUGUUUGUGUGUGUCAAACCGUUCUCUCUCUGGUCUUAAUUAGCCAUCUUUUGGUUGUCACUGAUGCUACUCUCUCUAAGGGACAAAAGAAGAAAAAGGCCCAAACAACAGAAUAUAGCAGCCAGAAUGUUUUUGACAGAGACCUCGUAACAGAAAAUAUCAAAAUUAAGGAUAUUCUACAAGAACACAAGGCCUACUGUGAUGUGGAAAAAGAUAUCAAGAGGUUUCCGGGUAAAACGCUGGCUUAUGUCACCCCUUGGAAUAACCAUGGUUACACCAUUGCCAAGAAGUUUUCACAAAAGUUUUCCUAUGUGUCUCCAGUGUGGCUUCAAAUAAAGCGGAAACCAGGAGGUGCCUUUGUUAUACAGGGCACACAUGAUGUGGAUCAUGGUUGGGUGGAUGAAGUGACUGCAGGGAAACAUGCCAAAAUGUUGCCUCGUAUGUUUUUUGAUGGCUGGAAUGGAAAAGACUACGGCGCCCUCUUCAGCAGUGAAGAUACCAUGGAAGACUGUAUACAAGUUAUUAUGGACUUCAUUAAGCAAAACAAGUUUGCUGGAGUGGUGGUAGAGAUCUGGUCACAGCUUGGGGGACAGGCCAGCAAGGAGCUGCGCCACUUCCUGAAUCAUUUAGGAGAAACAUUCCACAAAGCAAAGAAACUGUUUAUACUAGUAAUCCCCCCGCCUGUGUAUCCUGGUGGGGUGAUAGGCAUGUUUACCAGGGAGGACUUUGAGGCCCUGGAAAAUAAUGUUGACGGUUUUAGUUUGAUGACGUACGACUUCUCCAGUCAGAGGAAACCAGGAGCCAACAGUCCUAUCACCUGGGUCAAGGAUUGUAUAGAAACACUGGUGCCAGAGGAAGAUCGAACAUCAAGGUCUAAAAUCUUACUAGGGCUCAACUUCUACGGAAACGACUUUACCAUGGUCAAAGGAGGCAAUGGAGGAGCGAUCGUUGGUAACCAAUACAUAGAUAUACUGAAGAAGUUUAAGCCAAAGCUACAGUGGGUGGAGGAGACCGCAGAACAUGUGGGCGAGUACAAAUCUAUGGGAGAGAUACACAAUGUACAUUUCCCGACUCUUCACUCUAUACAAGUUCGACUAGACCUAGCCAAAUCAAUGGGUACCGGAAUCUCCAUCUGGGAAAUUGGACAAGGCUUGGAUUAUUUCUACGACCUCCUAUAGACCAAAAACAUUGACAAAGGAUGGCUUACAUGGACAUGUAAUUUUUCAAACUCUGUAAAUUUGGUUUACCAUCUUCUCUUCUUUUUUUAAUACAGUCCUUGAAUAUUCCAAACAGUGAUUGACAAAACAAAACAAUGGUUUGUGUUUUCCAUCUCUUUAAAUAAUAUAUGGCUUAUUCUUUUGAUAACCUUAAUUAUGUAUAAAUUGAAUAUCCCAAAGGAGGAUUUGUCUGCUGUAAUUUAAUUAUCACUGUGACUGGGACUUAGUUGCAUUUAAUUUAUGAUUCUUUUAGAGCUUUAAUGACUUUUAUUUUCCAUAUAUUUAUCAUUUAAAAUAAUGUGCAAGUUUUAAGAUUCAAAAUGUUUACCCUUAAUAAUAAUACAGAAUAUCACAAGGACUUCGACAAUGUAUGUAAUUCAGGUAAUACACAAAAAGAAAAUAUGGGGUAAAGGGUGUGUAUUAAAACUUGUCAUUAUUAAUUCUAUUACAAUUGUGGGAUUUAUCUCAUUUUGUACACUGAGGAUUUUUUUUUCUCACGAGAAAACCAGUUUAACACUGUCCAUGGAGAGGUUUUACAGUAUAAAUAUAUGUUUUGUUUAUAAACAUCAGCAUAUCACCAGAA
Molecule: messenger RNA, 1903 nt
Organism: Pecten maximus
Lineage: Eukaryota; Metazoa; Mollusca; Bivalvia; Pectinida; Pectinidae
Product: chitinase domain-containing protein 1-like
Exons: 12
Coding region: 97-1281 (394 amino acids)
Biological process (GO): carbohydrate metabolic process
Cellular component (GO): extracellular region
Molecular function (GO): chitin binding; oligosaccharide binding
Source: RefSeq, a predicted model, not a curated record